This is a messenger RNA of Caenorhabditis elegans, 1230 nucleotides long. It is a transcript of the gene nhr-251, whose product is annotated as Nuclear Hormone Receptor family. Gene Ontology annotation, molecular function: DNA binding; sequence-specific DNA binding; zinc ion binding. Gene Ontology annotation, biological process: regulation of DNA-templated transcription; DNA-templated transcription. The coding region runs from base 65 to 1096 and encodes 343 amino acids. Gene Ontology annotation, cellular component: nucleus. The record is from RefSeq and is marked reviewed. The transcript has 8 exons. Lineage: Eukaryota; Metazoa; Nematoda; Chromadorea; Rhabditida; Rhabditidae.
AGAUCCAUGCCUAGUCUGUGGAACAACUCAACGAACCAGCUAACAUUUUGGCACCACUUCUUGCAUGGCAUGUGCUUCGUUCUUCCGAAGAACCGUCUCAUUCGGAAUUCGCUUUUUGUGCAAAGAAGGAAAUCGUUGUCCAAUUUCGCAAGAAAUUCGCUUCUUCUGCCGCUCAUGCCGAUAUGACAAAUGCAUCAGUGUUGGAAUGAAUAGAGGACAAGUACAACAAAAACGGGACGAUAAUAAUGUGCCGAAAUAUGUUUUGGACUCUAGAAGGCUAGGAAUUCAGGAGAUUGUUAGAGGAUACACUACUUCAAGAACUGUCCCUUCUGAGCCUGCUGAACCAAUCAGUCCUGGCUCCACCGGUUCAACCGGAUCUACAAGAUCAUCUUCUCCAGAAACAUCUCCAGCUGAACCAUCAAAGAAAUCUGAAUUCAGUAUCAUUCUGAACACUUAUCCUGACGAUUUACUACAGUAUUAUGUAAAGCAGGUGGAAAUGUCAAUGAUUCACAAACAACUAGGGUUAUUGAAGAACACCCUUUUAGUAAAAUCUGUCGACGAACUAGUUGAUAUAUCUGAAACACUGAAUGACUUAUCAAUGGAAGCAUGCAUGAAUUGCCCAGGCGUUGAUAUUUUGAGACAGCGAGAUGUUGAAGUCAUUCUCAAAUCGUUUCAUUUUGCAAAUGUUUGGAUGGACUCCAUUUGGGCGUAUUCUAGGCACAACGAGUCUAUUGUGAAUAAGUUUUUUGAAAAUAAUGGACCAUUAUCCAUGUUCAUUAAUCAAAUAAAAUCCACUCUCGGCUCUUCACUUUCUCAAUUAACGUUUAAUAUUUACGAGUUUUCGGCUCUAAAAGCUUUCUGCGUCUGGAAACUUAGCUACCAUGACUCAACGAUAUCAAUUAACAUUAUGGCAGAAGAGCAAUAUAUUGGAAUUUGCUCAGCGCUACGAAAGCAUUAUGAGGCAACUACAAACAUGACCGACGUAGAUAUUGCAAUGAGAAUUGCUGAAAUCACAUUGCAAAUUGUGCCAGCUACGACGAUUUACCAGGACAUGAUACGUUUCUAUCAACAGAAUGGACUCAUCGAUAAUCUUUGAAAUUUUUAUAUAUUUUUCUCUGAAAAAUGAUUGAUCUCAAACUAAUUUUAGAAGAUAUUAUUUUCAAAUACUAUGUAUUUUAUGAUCAUUAUUCUAUUAAAGAUAUUUCAAAACAUUAAAAAAAUACUAAUAAA